This is a messenger RNA of Centruroides sculpturatus (bark scorpion), 1028 nucleotides long. Its product is annotated as cyclin-dependent kinases regulatory subunit-like. The transcript is spliced from 5 exons. Gene Ontology annotation, biological process: regulation of mitotic cell cycle. The record is from RefSeq and is a predicted model, not a curated record. Bases 644 to 880 code for a protein of 78 amino acids. NCBI's taxonomy places the organism in Eukaryota, Metazoa, Arthropoda, Arachnida, Scorpiones, Buthidae. Gene Ontology annotation, cellular component: SCF ubiquitin ligase complex; cyclin-dependent protein kinase holoenzyme complex. Gene Ontology annotation, molecular function: protein kinase binding; cyclin-dependent protein serine/threonine kinase activator activity; histone binding.
GGUGGCUUAAGAAGUGCGGUAAGAAUUGAAUUAUAGAUAGAUUUAUGCGGAGGUAAAAUUACGAUUGAGUAUUGUUUUAAACACAGUUUUGAUAAAUGAAACAUUUCUGAUAUUCUAAAUACUUCGUUUGUCGCUAGAAUAUGUAAUCUGUCAAAAGUGACUGGAGGAGAAAUGAAAAUCAUUCAAUUUUGCAUUUUCUCACCUUCCAUUUAUGAGUUAUUUGCAGGAAGUGUUUCACAUUUCUGUUAGAAAUGCGUAACCCAACUACACGUACUGUACACUGAUGAAAAAAUACGAACUUUUAUCUGAAUUUAAAUGUAAUAAAACUUCCCAAGCCAAAUGUGCAAAACAAGAAAACCUUCCAAGAACAACAUUGAUAGGAAUUCUGAAGAAAAAAAGAGGAAAUUAAGAAACUUUCUUGGGUUGUUGUUGUGACUGUCUCGAAAACGCCAGAGAAAGUUGUCAUACAAAGAUGCUCUAGUAUGUUGGCUGAAGCAAAUUCAUUCAUUGAAUCUUCCUGUUUCAGGGCCAGUACUGAAACAAAAAGUGAUGAAAAUUGCUGAGGUUCUUGGAGUAAAAACCAACUUUAGUUCCAGUGAUGAAUGGUCAGAGAUACAUUGUAUAUGAAAAAGUUGUAUUAUAAAUGCCUGAAACACAGAUUCAGUAUUCUGAAAAAUAUUAUGAUGAUGCUUAUGAAUACAGACAUGUUAUUCUUCCACCAGAAAUUGCAUCAUUAGUUCCCAAAACACAUCUUAUGACAGAAACAGAAUGGAGAAAUUUAGGAGUUCAACAGUCUCCUGGUUGGGUACAUUAUAUGGUCCAUACACCAGAGCCCCACAUUUUGUUGUUUAGACGUCCUGUAGCAAAAACAAAGCAGUGAAGAUUUGUGUGGAUUGUUUUCAAGCAACAUAAUUAAUUCUCUGCUAAACACAAUUAAACAAAGUAUUUGCUUUUUCUUAAUUGUUUUGUAAACUUCUUAUAGACUAUACAGUAUUCAUUUAUGUAUGUUGUAAAUUAUAAAUAAAAGA